Molecule: messenger RNA, 711 nt
Organism: Lingula anatina
Lineage: Eukaryota; Metazoa; Brachiopoda; Lingulata; Lingulida; Lingulidae
Product: sulfotransferase 1B1-like
Molecular function (GO): sulfotransferase activity
Source: RefSeq, a predicted model, not a curated record
AUGAAGACUGUCAGUAUUUUGGUAGAUGCGAAUCGGAAAUAUAACGGAGACGUCGACAUCCCAGACUUUGACUCAGUAUCUUCUUGGCUGUUUUUGGAGGAAUUGGAAAGAGAGCAACUGUUAAUGCCAAUUAGACCAUCAAUGGUAGUAACAACACAUAUCCCAAGAGGUCUACUGCCUGUAAAGAUAUGGAAAAAUAAUAAAGUAAUCCACACAUUUCGGAAUCCCAAAGACACUGCCGUAUCGCUGUAUUUUUAUCAACGAGACAGAGGUUUCUGUGUGGGUGAUUUUGAGCAAUUUCUACAGAGAUUUAUGGAUGGAGAACUGGCAUAUGGGAGUUGGUUUGACAAGGAGCUAGAUUGGUGGACACACGAGAGACAAAACCCCAACGUUUUGUUCAUGAGUUACGAGGACCGGUUGAAGGCACCCGAAGAAUCUACGUGGACAUUAAUCGAGUUUCUUGGUUUAUCAAAUCUACCAAGGGACACCGACUUCCUGCAAGACAUAUUGCAAAGAACCUCGUUUGAAUCCACGAAAGAAACAGACGGUCCUGCGAUCAAUAAAGCCUUUAAUUUUCAAACUGGAAACUUUUUCAGAAAAGGGCAUGUUGGUGACUGGAAGAAUUUCUUGACAGUAAAACAGAAUGAAGAAUUUGACAAAGUAUACUGUAACAAAAUGAAGGGUAGCGAUAUACCCAUACAGUUUGAGUGA